CCGAUUUUCAAUCAAACUAACUUACUUCAAGAUCCAUCAACAUGACUCUGCUAGUAGCCUAACACUAUUUCCAGAUGCUAAAUCUCCCUAAUUAAGAUCCAAUCAAAUCAAAACCCUAAAAAAUCAACAAAUCCCCAAAUUAUGCCAUCAAUCAUCAUCUUCACUUCCUUAAUCCUCUUAAUCUCAUCACCACCACUCACCACCGCUAACGGCGGCGAUGACGACAACUUCACCGCCUAUGACGUCAUCGAAUCAUACGGCUUCCCAAAAGGCAUUCUCCCGAUCGGCGUCACCGGCUACGAACUGGACAAAUCAACUGGUAAAUUCAAAGCGUUCUUCAACGACACUUGCAGCUUCUCGUUAGAAGGUACGUAUGAUCUAAGAUACAAAUCCACUAUUGGAGGAACCAUUUCGAAAGGUAGGUUAACGAAUUUAACUGGAGUUAGUGUGAAGGUGUGGUUGUUUUGGUUGAAUAUUGUUGAGGUUUAUGUUACUGAUGAUGAGCUAGGGUUUUCGGUUGGGAUUGCUUCUGCUGGUUUUCCGAUUGGGAAUUUUGAAAUGUGCCCGCAGUGUGGGUGUGGAAUGGAUUGUGAUGGUGGUGUUGGUAGUGAUCGGAGUCAGGGGGUACGGGGAAGUAGAUCGAAUUCGUUUGUUUCGUCGGUUUAGAGGUCGAGUUGUUUAGUAUUUGCGGUUCGAAUAAAACUUGUAUGUUUGGAAUGCCACUCCGAUCAUUCUCAAUGAAUCAUGCUUUGAAUUCGUAAUAAGUUUAUACAUGAUCGCUGUUAUCUUA
This is a messenger RNA of Helianthus annuus (common sunflower), 790 nucleotides long. RefSeq lists its product as uncharacterized. The record is from RefSeq and is a predicted model, not a curated record. The transcript has a single exon. The coding region runs from base 142 to 666 and encodes 174 amino acids. NCBI's taxonomy places the organism in Eukaryota, Viridiplantae, Streptophyta, Magnoliopsida, Asterales, Asteraceae.